Molecule: messenger RNA, 2035 nt
Organism: Tripterygium wilfordii
Lineage: Eukaryota; Viridiplantae; Streptophyta; Magnoliopsida; Celastrales; Celastraceae
Exons: 3
Coding region: 575-1813 (412 amino acids)
Source: RefSeq, a predicted model, not a curated record
UAUAAGCAUAAAGGAUUCUCCUUUACUUUCAACUUUCCCCAGAUGAUGCAAAGAAUUCUGAAUUCCAGGAAGAGGAAUAAGAAAUCAAGAAACUGUUGCAGAGCAUAAUUGUCCUGUAAAUCAAUAGAAUAUUUUACCAAUUCCACUUUUUCUUUUUUUCUUUUUUGGGAAAAAAUAAAUACCUCUAAAUAUAAAUAAAAUGAAUAUAUGGGCAGGGAAAGAGGAGGGCAGAGUUUCUUGUUUCCUCGUGAUCCGUGCGUAGUCUGCUUGACAUCCCACAUAGCUUUGUCGUUUGAUUUGUUCCUUUCAGGUGACAAGUAGUACAAUUCACAUUCUUACAAAAAAAAAAUUGUAGCUUUUGGGAAAGAGGGACAGAGGCCCAAAGAGAUCUUACUUUUACGAGUUUCCGGUGUUUAUCCGACGCUGGUUAAUUCCUACACUCUCAAAUGAUGUAAUUAUUUUCUGGGUAUUGUGUUUCAUCAGGGAUUUGGGAGAAUUUGAACAACUAGAAACCAACUGAAAGCUUGGUGAAAGUCAGGGUUCUUGAUCUGAUGGGCAGAGAUUUGUGACUGGAAUGGAUCCUCAGGCCUUUGUCAGAUUGUCAAUAGGGUCACUGGUGCUGAGGCUUUCAGGAACAGCGCUAAAUACUUCAAAAUCUGGACUCCAUGCAUUUUCUUCUCCGUGUUUGUGUGAGAUACGACUUCGAGGUUUUCCAGUGCAGAAAACAUCGGUCCCUUUAAUAUCCUCACCUGAAGCCACCCCUGAUAGUCACAGCAUUGCCUCAAGCUUUUAUCUUGAAGAAGCUGAUCUGAAGGCAUUGCUGACACCUGGUUGUUUCCAUAACACUCAUUCCUAUCUUGAGAUUGCUGUUUUUACAGGGAGAAAGGGGUCGCAUUGUGGUGUUGGCAUCAAAAGGCAGCAGAUUGGGACAUUUAAACUAGAGGUGGGUCCAGAAUGGGGUGAAGGAAAACCAGUUAUUCUUUUCAAUGGAUGGAUUGGCAUUGGAAAAAACAAACAGGAGAGUGGAAAACCUGGAGCGGAGCUUCAUCUGACAGUGAAACUAGAUCCUGAUCCAAGAUAUCUUUUUCAGUUUGAAGAUGUGACCACAUUGAGUCCUCAGAUAGUUCAGCUUCGAGGUUCCGUCAAGCAGCCUAUAUUCAGUUGCAAAUUUAGUCGAGACAGUUUGGAAUUAGAGAUAGAGAGAAGAGAAAGGAAGGGAUGGAAGGUGAAGAUACACGAUCUUUCUGGCUCGGCUGUUGCAGCAGCCUUCAUAACGACUCCCUUUGUGCCAUCAACAGGUUGUGAUUGGGUUGCCAAAUCCAACCCAGGAGCUUGGUUGAUUGUUUGCCCUGAUGCUCGCGGACCUGAAAGCUGGCAGCCAUGGGGAAAGCUGGAGGCAUGGCGCGAACGUGGCAUCAGAGACACCAUCUGCUGCAGAUUUCACCUUCUCUCUGAAGGCCAGGAGGUAGGAGAGGUUCUUAUGUCAGAGAUAUCCAUCAGUGCUGAAAAGGGUGGUGAAUUUUUCAUAGACACUGACAAACAGAUGCAAACCGCUGCAACACCAAUACCAAGCCGACAAAGUAGCGGAGAUUUUUCGGGAUCAAGUCCUGUUGCAGGUGGAUUUGUCAUGAGCUGUAGAGUGCAAGGGGAAGGCAAGAGCAGCAAGCCAUUGGUACAGCUUGCCAUAAGACAUAUAACAUGUGUGGAGGAUGCUGCCAUCUUUAUGGCUCUCGCCGCAGCUGUUGAUCUUAGCAUUGUGGCAUGCAGACCUUUCCCUAGAAGACUCAGGAGAGGUUCUCGCCAUUCCUUCUGAAACCAUGGUCAUAAAUUCUCAUGAACAGAAGAUGACAUUAUUUUUCCUUGGUUUUCUCAUCUGUCGAUCUGUAUACCAUCGCAUAUGGUUCAUAGAACUCUGCGGAUUUGCCAUCUCUGGUGGAUGUAAUCUAAUUUGGGAUAGCGGGAACAAAAAAAAAACACCGGGACUCUGAAUUGUCCGAUAAUGGUAUUACAAGGGACAAUGUUCUACACCAUUUCA